Vigna umbellata (rice bean) is the source of this 3138-nucleotide messenger RNA. The record is from RefSeq and is a predicted model, not a curated record. NCBI's taxonomy places the organism in Eukaryota, Viridiplantae, Streptophyta, Magnoliopsida, Fabales, Fabaceae.
UUUCUAGCACAACCUUUUCCUUUGUUUUAUAGAAGUGAGAAAAACAGAACAGUGAGACAGAGAGGAGAGAGAGUUUCAGACCAACCUCCUAGCUUCGUCAUUGUACCUUUCCAAAUUUGCCUUUGCCUUUUUCCUUGUUCCCAGCUCCUUCUUUUACAAAGGUUUGAUUUUUGGAUUUGUUGAAUGGUGAUAAUAGCUUCAAGGGAGUUGACCGGGUUCUUCUUCAGUUAAGAGGAUGGUUCUGUGAUUGGGUUCACUGAGAGGAGUGUGCUGAAGAUUAAGGGUGUGGUGAAGAUCAAUGGAUUGGAAGAGAUCUGCUUUGGAGUGCCAGAGAGUAAAGAUCUGUGGAUAAGUUCUGUUGGGAUUUUUGUUGAUCUGCAUAAUUCACACUUCAAGUGCCGUCACCGAUCCCACUGAUGUUGCUGCAAUUAAUAGCUUCUAUGUUGCACUGGGAUCCCCUGUCCUUCCUGGGUGGGUUGCUAGUGGAGGAGAUCCAUGUGGAGAAGGGUGGCAAGGCAUUUCUUGUAAUGGGUCAUUCAUACAAAAAAUAGUUCUAAAUGGUGCAAAUUUGGGAGGAGAACUGGGAGAUAAACUGUCAACUUUUGUUUCAAUCUCAGUAAUUGAUCUAAGCAACAACAACAUUGGAGGAAAUAUUCCAUCUAGUUUGCCAGUUACCAUGAAAAACUUUUUUCUUUCAGCCAACCAGUUUACUGGAAGUAUUCCAACCUCUUUAUCCACUCUGGCUGGACUGACAGACAUGUCUCUUAACAACAAUUUCUUAACUGGAGAAUUACCGGAUGCUUUUCAGUCACUUACGCAAUUGAUCAAUCUUGAUUUAUCGCAUAAUAAUUUGAGUGGAGCAUUGCCUUCUUCUAUGGAUAACUUGUCAUCUCUGACCACCCUACGCUUACAAAACAAUCAAUUGUCUGGGACACUUGAUGUCUUACAAGACCUUCCUCUGAAAGAUUUGAAUAUUGAGAACAACCAGUUUGCUGGCCCAAUACCUCCAAAGUUGCUGAGCAUCCCAACCUUCAGGCAAGCUGGAAACCCAUUUAAUGUUAAUGGUACCCCUCCAGCUUCUUCACCUCGCUCCCCAGCACUAGCACCACCAGGAACUCCCAUUUCUGGGGCACCACCGGGAACUCCCACCUCUGGGUCACCACCAUCUUCUGGCCGUGUACCUACUAAACAGGCCGAUGGACCAGCUGCAGCAAAUGAAUCGCACACUGGGAAAUCCAAAAAUUCCACAAAAAGGGUGGUUUGGAUAUCUAUUGGUAGUGUGUUAGGAUUCAUUAUUUUGUUACUAGGAUUCAUUCUCUUUAUUCCAAGAUGCAGCAGAAGAGAACGGGAUGGCAGAAGGUCCAAGCAUCAAAUUGGUGCGUAUGGGGCUGAAAGGGAAAUGACCAGGGAUAACGGGAGUUCAGUCCAACCACCUAGUCAAAUGGAAAAAGGGGAUGUUCCAAGGCCAAAAGAGGACCAUCAGGCGGAGAAUAGGACAGCCUGGGCUAAUCCAAGGCAAAACGAAGCAAGAGAAUGAGUGCAAAGAAUGGCAACAAUACCAAAGGCCAGAGAUCAUGAGAUAGAUAUUAGUACACUAGAAGUAUAUUCAAUGCCUCCUCCCCCUCACACCCCGCCACCUCCUCCCCCCCCACCUCCACCUCCUACUACUGAGAAGGUGACUGUUGAGCCAGCCACAUCCCGCAGAGCAACUAACGUCACUACGCACAAAAAGAGUGCAGUUCCUCCUACUUUUGCGAAGUUUUUUGGUAUUGCAUCCCUUCAACAGUAUACAAAUAGCUUUUCUCAAGAAAAUCUUAUAGGAGGAGGCAUGCUUGGUAAUGUGUAUAGAGCCGAGCUUCCUAAUGGCAAGUUUCUUGCUGUAAAGAAACUGGACAAGAGAGCUCGGAGAAACCAGAAGGAUGAUGAAUUUCUUGAAUUGAUCAAUAGUAUUGACAGAAUAAGGCAUGCAAAUGUUGUUGAGCUUGUUGGAUACUGUUCUGAGCGUCAGAGGCUUCUUAUAUUUGAGUACUGCAGUAAUGGGUCACUGUAUGAUGCACUCCACUCAGACGAUGACUUCAAAACCACACUCUCAUGGAUUACUAGAAUUCGAAUAGCUCUUGGGGCAGCCAGAGCCUUAGAAUAUCUGCAUGAGCUAUGUCAGCCACCUGUAGUACAUAGAAAUUUGAAGUCUGCCAAUAUUCUGCUUGAUGAUGAUCUAUCCGUGCGGGUCUCUGAUUGUGGUUUAGCUCCAUUAAUAGCUUCAGGAUCAGUCAGUCAGCUCUCGGGGAACCUGUUAACUGCUUAUGGAUAUGGAGCUCCUGAAUUUGAGUCUGGAAUAUACACAUACCAAAGUGAUGUGUACAGCUUUGGAGUGAUCAUGUUAGAACUUUUGACUGGCCGUCAGUCUCACGACAGGACACGUCCCCGGGGUGAGCAGUUUCUGGCCAGAUGGGCAGUUCCCCAACUUCAUGAUAUUGAAGCCUUAUCGAACAUGGUUGACCCUGCUUUGAAUGGAAAUUACCCAGCAAAAUCAUUGUCAAAUUUUGCAGACAUUAUCUCUAGAUGCCUUCAGUUGAGCCAGAAUUUAGGCGCAGCAAUGUCCGAGGUUGUCUUAUACUUACUAAAUUAUGAUAAGAAGAGUUCAGCUAGUGAAUCAAAUGAAAAAUGAGAAUGGUGAUGAAUUUGUUUUGUGAAUUUACUCCUAAUGUUCACGAAUCACUUGAUGAGUUUCAACUAGUAGAGAUUUCAUGUCAUGGGAGCCCAAUUAGUUGUCUCCAUGCUUCAUUAUUUCCUACUAACCUAUUCACAUCAAUGGAAGUUCUAAGGAGUUUUUGUCCUAUCAACAUAAGAAAUUGAAUUGUUGUGAUCAACACUUGUGUCUGUAGCCCCAUCGUAUUCAUUAAUUUCAUAGUUGAUUAGACUAUGCCAUGUUAGUAUUGUAGAGGUGUGCUAACUAACCCAUUUGUUUUGAUAAUUGUUUCCAAAUUCUUGAAGUGAUGUAAUUUCGUGAUGGCUCCAUUGCUGUUUUAGGUUUAUCCUUCACAAUAAAAAUUUGCAUCAUCUGUACCAAUCAUAGAUAGGCUUGUAACAUUGAUAUUUAUUGUUUUUUGUUACAUUCAAAAAUUAUAUCUAUUGUUU